CCCAUCGCGCUGCUAGGUGCGCGCCAGCCUCGCGAUAGCCUCGCCUACUAGAAUCAGAGCUCCUCUCGCGAAGUGGAUGCUGACAGGCGCGCGGUGCGGUCAUCAUGCAAAGGUUACAUUGGAUCCGUUUCAGCGAGUGUCUAAGGAAGCCGCUCCUCCGCAGGACCCUUACGGGUCACAAAAUGCGAGACGUCUAGGAACACAAAUCCGCUGUAACUCACGUUUACUGGCCUGUUUGGUUACAGCAGGUGUCAAACGAUGGACGCAAGUUUGGGAUUUCCGCGAACGACAGUGUGUACGCUGGCUCCUCUCGGCGGUAAAGUGGCUUCAUGAGUGUCCAAAGUAACAGUGGAAGUGGUGGUGGAAGUUUGGAGGCGACGCCAUCUUGGUCGCAGCUCUCCUCGUCCCCAACGUUUUCUCAACAACAUAUAACGGCGACCGCAAAGAGCAAGGAAGGCCCCAUGGAGGAGCUGCACAGCCUGGACCCCAGGAGACAGGAGCUGCUGGAGGCCAGGUUCACAGGAGCUGUCAGUGGUAACACAGUAGGCAGCACUGGGAGCACCAGCGGAGGGGCUAAGGGUCUGGCCAAUGAGUCCUCUAACCACAGCUAUGGCAGUCUGGGUUCCUCUAGCGACAAGGAGUCAGAGAACUCUGAUUUGAAAAGAGGGAGCUCCCCUGCCUACUCAACCCCGGAGAAGAAGCACUCUGAAUCGUCAAGAGGGAGGAAAAGAAAAGCUGACACCUAUUCAGAGAGUAGUCAAGGGAAGACCUCCACACGUGGGCCCAAGAUCAGCGACUACUUUGAUUUCCAGGGUGGAAAUGGUUCCAGUCCAGUCAGAGGCCUUCCAUCAGCACGGCGCUCUCCACAGAACUCGCACUCUGCCCCGGGCUUAAUCAUCCGGCAGAAUAGCUCCUCUCCUACGGGUCUGUGUUUUGGGGAACACAACCCCAAAGCAUCCUCCAGCAAGUUUGUCCAGACGGAGUUAACAGGCCUGAAACUUGCUGCUCUGGAGAGCAACAAGAGUCUGGACCUGGAAAAAAAAGAGGGGCGAAUCGAUGACCUGCUCAGGGCUAACUGUGACCUGCGGAGACAGAUAGACGAACAGCAAAAACUCCUGGAGAAAUACAAGGAGAGGCUCAAUAAGUGCAUCACCAUGAGCAAGAAGCUGCUUAUAGAGAAGCUCUGUUUUGGUCCACAACUCCUGAGGGGAAAAUUUCUGUCUUUUUGGAGCACUCAGGAGAAGCAGUCGUGUCGGGAGAAGAGCAUGCAGGACCGUCUCCGUCUCGGUCACUUCACCACUGUCAGACAUGGAGCGUCCUACACAGAACAGUGGACCGACGGAUACGCAUUCCAGAACCUGAUCAAGCAGCAGGAGGGCAUCAACCAGCAGAGGGAGGACAUAGAGCGACAGAGGAAGCUGCUGGCCAAGAGGAAGCCUCCAAACCCUGCAUCGCCCUCCGUCUCGGUGGCCUCCACCUCUGAACCCAAGCAGCGCAAAACCAAGGUGGUCAACGGCAACGACUCUGACCCCUUCCUCAAGCCCUCCCUGCCCCAGCUACUGACACUUGCUGAGUACCACGAGCAGGAAGAGAUCUUCAAGCUUCGCCUUGGGCAUCUGAAGAAGGAAGAAGCUGAGAUCCAAGCAGAGCUAGAGCGGCUGGAGAGAGUGAGGAACCUCCAUAUCAGAGAGCUGAAGAGGAUAAACAACGAGGACAGCUCAGCGUUUAAAGACCAUCCAACCCUGAAUGAGAGGUACCUGCUGCUGCACUUGCUGGGCAGAGGCGGCUUCAGUGAAGUCUAUAAGGCUUUUGACCUGUUUGAGCAGCGCUACGCAGCUGUUAAAAUCCACCAGCUCAACAAGAACUGGAGAGAGGAGAAGAAGGAGAACUACCACAAGCAUGCAUGCAGGGAGUACCGGAUACACAAGCAGCUGGACCAUCCCAGAAUAGUCAAACUGUAUGACUAUUUUUCGCUGGAUACUGACACGUUCUGUACCGUUCUGGAGUUCUGUGAAGGCAACGACCUGGACUUCUACCUGAAGCAAAACAAGCUGAUGUCAGAGAAGGAGGCCCGCUCCAUUGUCAUGCAGAUUGUCAGCGCCUUGCGCUACCUCAAUGAAAUCAAACCCCCCAUCAUCCACUAUGACCUCAAACCUGGUAACAUCUUAUUGGUGGAUGGUACUGCGUGCGGAGAAAUCAAAAUCACAGACUUUGGCCUGUCUAAGAUAAUGGAUGAUGAUAACUAUGGCGUGGAUGGGAUGGACCUCACAUCACAGGGAGCAGGCACCUACUGGUACCUUCCUCCAGAGUGUUUUGUGGUGGGGAAGGAGCCACCUAAAAUCUCCAACAAGGUGGACGUCUGGUCUGUGGGAGUGAUCUUCUUCCAGUGCCUCUACGGACGCAAGCCGUUUGGUCACAACCAAUCACAGCAGGAUAUUCUCCAGGAAAACACCAUCCUCAAAGCCACAGAGGUCCAAUUCCCUACUAAACCACAGGCUAGCACAGAAGCCAAGGCAUUUAUCCGGCGCUGUCUGGCCUACCGCAAGGAGGACAGGUUCGACGUUCACCAACUGUGCUCGGACUCCUACCUCCUCCCUCACAUGAGACGCUCAAACUCCUCCGGCUCCCUGCAGCCCUCCGGCUCAUCUCUCCCUACCUACUGAUUGGCUCUCUCACAUGACUGACUGGACCCUCUGGCCAAUCUCACGGCAGGAUUGUCAGAAAGGGAGGACAAUGGAUGUGGAUCGGGUUUUAUUUGUUUUUUUUUUUUUUUACUUGAGCUGUUCCCAAAUGGAUACAUUAGCAACAGAGGAGAAUUAAACGUGAGAUGGAAAAGUGUGAAGUGGAAGGGGGACACUCCCUAUGCAUGUGUUGUACAGAGUUGUGCUUGAACUCAAAUGUUUGAGAUGGGGGGGGGGGUAAAGAACAAAACUGGAAAAUAGAAGGAAAGUGGAAAGGGAGAGAGAGGAGAAUUACAAGAGUCUUUGUGUUUGGAGAAGAAAAGAAAAUGAUGAAGCUAGUAGAUCUCUUUAUGGACUUUAUGGAAUCCCUUAGGAGACAUUUCCACAGCUAUAGGGGCUCCUAGAUGCCCGGUCCAAGGCCACCUGUUUUAGUUCUACACCAUAAUACACCUUACAAGAUGGCUUAGAUUUUACUCAACUUAAAACCGCUGUUAUAGAUGUUCUCCUGCUGCUUAUUUGAGGGUGGCGUUGACGAAGAAAAGGGUGAACAGGUGUGCGUUGCAGAGAAGGUAUCUGUACAUUAAAGAUGGACUACUUGUUCAAGUCAACUCUGCAAUCCAUUGUUAUAAGGCACAAAACGAUGGUUACAUCUCAUUGAACUGACCCUUGUAGUCCCCUCUGCACACGACAAGAGUUAACGUAAAAGUAACAUUUGAUGGGACUCUACUAAAAAAAAAAAAGCUCCAGAUUAAAUUUCUGGGGUCGAUUUGCACUUCCGGUCCAGAUCUGGUCCUGAUCUGGGCUCACACAUUUGGCAUGAAGUACUACAGCGAGGGCUAGUUCUGGACUCAGCAGCCAAGUCCUCGGGUUCACACUUUUUGUUUCAUCGCAAAGCGAUUCAGUUCUACUGCUGAGUUUACAGGAAGUGGAUCUGUGAAUCUGUCUUAAUCCAUUUUCGUUGUUCAGAUGAGACUCACCGUGUUUCAAACAGUAGAGUAUUACAGCACCACGUUGUCAUAGAUGUCCUCAUCAAGCUGCCUGAAGUUGGACUGAACUGAGAGGGGCUGGAUCAGCUGUUACUGUACUGCAAAAGACUAAGACAGAAUUUAGUGUACAUUUCACCUGCAGGAGACCUUACCCACUAGCCAAUACAUAAUAAUGAGGCUUAUCCUUGCUUCCCAGUGUCUCACUUUGCUCAGUUUCUUUGAGUUUCCCUUCUGAAAGCUGUUCUCAGUUUGCUGCUAUAAAUGUUGCUUUUAGUUUGUAACGUGUGAAUGGUUUUCGCCUUGCAUAUGUGCAUACUUGAACUGUGUUAAGAGGAACACUCUCCAGAGCCCCUUUUCUGAAACGGACACCCGCUGUGCUGUUUGGGGAGGGGGGGAUGCAACACGUUCCUCUGCCACCAACAUCAAUGUCCACACGGGUUUUUGUUUACUUUCAUGUAAAAGUCCAACAGACAUUAUAUGGAGCAAAGUCCCAGUAUACUGUGUAGUUAGGGAUGGCCUGUUCAUACCAUUAGAAGUGGGCGCGCUCCAGGUUGGCUGUGCUGCAGCAUGAUGUACUGCAGCUAGAAAUCAAGUGGAUAUAUCCAAAUGUUGUCGUCCUGUAAAUAAAACACUUACCUGUA
Molecule: messenger RNA, 4308 nt
Organism: Micropterus salmoides (largemouth bass)
Lineage: Eukaryota; Metazoa; Chordata; Actinopteri; Centrarchiformes; Centrarchidae
Product: serine/threonine-protein kinase tousled-like 1-B
Exons: 23
Coding region: 330-2663 (777 amino acids)
Biological process (GO): intracellular signal transduction; peptidyl-serine phosphorylation; chromosome segregation
Cellular component (GO): nucleus
Molecular function (GO): ATP binding; protein serine/threonine kinase activity
Source: RefSeq, a predicted model, not a curated record